This is a messenger RNA of Pleurotus ostreatus (oyster mushroom), 648 nucleotides long. RefSeq lists its product as uncharacterized. Bases 1 to 648 code for a protein of 215 amino acids. The transcript has 4 exons. The record is from RefSeq and is a predicted model, not a curated record. NCBI's taxonomy places the organism in Eukaryota, Fungi, Basidiomycota, Agaricomycetes, Agaricales, Pleurotaceae.
AUGUUCAAGCUUUACGCUCUUGCAUUAAUCGCUUCGUUUGCGGGUGUAGCUAAUGCUCACUUCCGUCUUCUCUACCCGGAACCUCGUGGCCCGUUCGUCUCUGAUCAAGAGCCCAACUUCUGUGGGGGCUACACUAAUGUUACACCCAACCGUACCGCAUUCCCGAUUAGCGGCGGUUUCUACAGCAUCCGUACUGGACAUGGGGGAACCAUUGGUGUCAUGGUCUCAACCGUACAGAACCCCAACAACUUCGACAACUUCUCGUCUGCUUCCGGGGAACCACAAUUCGUGAAUGCGUUCCAGAGUUCACCUGAUGCGGGAGUGCUAUGCUUCCCCUUGGACUUCUCGCAAUCGAAUAUCACCGGUGUUCGCGAUGGUGCCAACGUCACCGUGCAAGUGGUUGUCGCCGGUUCGGACGGUAGCUUGUACCAGUGCGCUGAUCUGACAUUGUCGAGCAAUGCCACCACCAGCUUCACUUGCGCGAACGAGACCACCAGUAGUCAUGAUUCAGGAUCUAAUAGCUCCAGUACCACCGGCGGCUCAAGCGACAGUUCCAACAACAACUCGGGCUUAGGACGUGCAAGUACGUUGUCUGCAUACGCAGCUGGCGUCAUGGCCGUUGUUGGGAUCAUGGCCGGUGCUCUAUGA